Messenger RNA from Cydia strobilella, 7317 nucleotides. RefSeq names its product suppressor of cytokine signaling 5-like (gene SOCS5). The transcript has 12 exons. Gene Ontology annotation, cellular component: phosphatidylinositol 3-kinase complex. Gene Ontology annotation, molecular function: 1-phosphatidylinositol-3-kinase regulator activity. The record is from RefSeq and is a predicted model, not a curated record. Bases 338 to 1438 code for a protein of 366 amino acids. Lineage: Eukaryota; Metazoa; Arthropoda; Insecta; Lepidoptera; Tortricidae. Gene Ontology annotation, biological process: phosphatidylinositol phosphate biosynthetic process; intracellular signal transduction.
AAAUGUCAGAUGUAUUUAGCAGUCACAAAACUGCGUAUUUGUAUUAUGAGUGUACGAUUAUAAAUAUUUGUGAAUUUGUGAUUUAAAUGAUAUUAGUAAUGGUGUUCGUUGCAUGCAUAGAUAUAACAAAUGUUUCCUAGUAAGCGCGUGGUGUAGUGUACCUUAAAAUGGACUAUUCAUAUUAUAAGAAGAAACGAACGACUAACACAACCACCGAAUUAAUUAAUAAGUCAUAUUAAUUAAAUAUUUCGAAUACGACGUGUCUUCAGAUCGUCCCGUUUUAUUAGAGAUGAUAGUUCGCUGGCCGAACCCCCCAUCGUGAAAAUAGGACAGAACCAUGGGACAACAAACCUCAAGGAAGAACGGCGAGUGCUCUUGCGGCUGCGGCUUCGAGCGGCGGCGCUACGCGGAGUCUCCGAGCAGCGUGCAGAGAUACGUCAGCGCUGUCACGGACAGAUGGUCGACGCGCGAGUGUUCGUGCCGGCGACGCGGCCGGCGGCCGGCCUGCGUGUGCACCGCCUACCGCCGCGUCAGCGUCGCCGACGCCAUCGCUGACGACCGGCUGGCAGCAGUUAUAACGCUUGGCGCUAGAGAUCUACGCAGAGAACUGGAUACCAUCGUCUUAAACCGAGAAGGCGACAACCCAACAGACGGCACUGCUGAAGUAUAUGUUCUCUCAGUCGCUCCCAGAUCUGAUUCGGAAUCAUCACAAGAAGGCAGAAGGAGUGAGCUCACACAAGCUAGCGAUGGCUCUAUACGGUUACAUCCACACUUCCAGGUGGUGUGUGGCGGACAGCUUCGCGCACUGCUGCUCCGUGCUCCGCUGUCGGGCGGCGGGGCGGGGGCGGGGGCGGGGGCGGGGGGGCCGCACGCACACCAACACCCGAUACCUACUAAAGUCCACACGCAGGUGGACUACAUACAUUGCCUAGUACCAGACCUUCAACAGAUCACCGCUUGCUCAUUCUACUGGGGCAAGAUGGACCGAUACGAAGCAGAGCGACUAUUGGACAAUAAACCUGAAGGCACAUUCCUCCUCCGCGACUCGGCGCAGGAAGACCACCUGUUCUCGGUGUCGUUCCGCAAGUACGGGCGCUCGCUGCACGCCAGGAUCGAGCACUACCAGCACCGCUUCAGCUUCGACUCGCACGACCCGGCCGUGUUCGCCGCGCCCACGGUCACGAGGCUCAUAGAGCACUACAAGGACCCAGCCUGCGUGAUGUUCUUCGAGCCGAUGCUGACCGCCCCCCUCCCCCGCACCAGCCCCUUCGGCCUGCAGCAGCUCGCCCGCGCCGUCAUCGUGUCCCACACCAGCUACGAUGGCGUAGAAAAACUGCCCCUACCGCCGCGCAUGCGCGCGUACCUAAAGGAGUACCACUACAGACAACGCGUGCGCGUGCGCCGCCUCGAGCCAGAACUGUUCCCCCAUCUCUCCUAACGCCACCCUUUCUAUUGGUAAAUGCAUUCAUCUACCAUUGGACUACAUAACAGAAACUUUCCAAAAAGUUAGAAAAUUUCACAAGUAAUUAAGAAAAUGGCAAGUUUAAUUUUUAUAGAACAUUCAAAUAUUCUUCGCAAUGUAAUGUAAUUAAAAACUAUCUUGAUUAACAAAAGUUCCAAUAUAAAUCGUAAAAAAGUAGUUUUAUCUAAUAAAAACUGAGAAAAAAGAAAUAUGCAUCAAUUGUGCCCUCCUCAACCAAAAGGGUACUUAUUGUCGGUUGUCAAUGAGGCGCUAUUUUCAUGUAGCUUCAAUUUGAAAUCAACCUUAUCGACAACCGACAAUGUGGUACCUUUUGGUUGAAAACGUCACAAUUUAUGGUUAUAAGCUAGAAGGCAAUAUAUUGUAAACAUAUUUAUGCUUAUAAUAUAAGCCUUGUAUUGCAUAAAUACUAAUAACAUUACGUAAUUAGCUCCAUGCAUGAAUUUAUUUUUAUUUUUGGAUUCAUAAUUUAUAUCGUUGGAACACCGGAAAUGAUAAAAAUACUUUUGUAAACCUUAACAUUAUUUUAUUAAAAAAUAUUUAAAAUGUUGAAAAUUUUUGAGCGGUUGAAACGCUCAUAAUUUUUGGCGCGAAUUCGACAGAGCGUGAUGACGUCACACGUUGGGCGGCCCAACUGACGUUUGCUACUAAUGACACUAAUCUGUCGAACGCGUGACGUCACGUGGCGUUUCGAGCGUUUCGCUCACUAGCUUUUCGCGGGCAAAUUUUUGUACUUUUUAUUUAUAAUUUUGAGUAAUUAAAUGGUAAUUUAAAAACGGAAAUGCAUUUGUAACAUGAUAUAACGGUAACAAACAUCCGAAUAAAACAUAUUUCGUUCAAAUAUAAACCAUGCAUGAGGCUAAUUAUAUCAUUCUAGUCUAAAAACGUCACAUGAAAUAUAAAACACUGAAAUUAUAUCAGAUGAACAUUAAAAAAAAAAUUUUUAGGUUUCGAUCUGUUUUAAGAGAAAAUUUCAAAAGUAACACUAAUAUUUUUUUUACAUUAUUUCGCAUAAUUUCAACGAUAGUUCCAAAAUGGGACAGAAAACGAAAUGUAUGUAUGUCUGUACGAUACGAAUGACGAUAUCCUUUGAACAUUUCGAGUGUAUGUCAGAUCGAUAGUGCUAUAGAUAAAAAGUAUUUUAUAUUGUAAAUAUUGUUUAAUUAUUGGAUAAGUAAUAAUAAUAAUUAGGGUUUAGAAAGACUUCCAAACAUCACGCAAAAUUACGAUACAAUUUUUUUAUUAUUAUAAGUUAAAAAGCUAAAUACGAAUAAAAUUGUUUUAAUAUAUUUUCUAGUAUGUCAAAAUCCAGAGCAAAAUGGUGAUUAUGUUUAAGUAUUCAUCAAAUAAAUACUAAAAUAGUGGCUACAAACUUUCGAUCUACGUACUCACAUGCGCGUUGCUGCCUUUUUUAUCGUAUGUCAAAAUUUAAUGAAAGAAAUCUGUCAUAUAAUUAGGCGUCUCUGAACCUAAAUUAUUUGUUUGAAUAAAAGAAAAUAAUGUAACAUAAAAUUAAUUUUAUAUUCUUGUAUAGAAAGAUGUAUCUACUUAAACGCAGGUUUUUAAUUUAUUUCCCAUAUAAAGGGCAUAUUUUCGAAAUCAGUUUUUUUUUUCUUUAUAAUAAUCAUGGUUUGCGGCAUUUUUAGUUAUUUAUUAGUUAAUAAAAUGUCUUUACUUGACAUAAACUAUAGGGUCAAUGCGCCAGUUUCCGUCCAUGCUCUAGGUCUCGGCAACAUGACGGAUUAGCAAAUAAUAUAUUUAAUUAUUAAUUUGCUACUUGCGAAAUUGUUUGUUUAUUGUUUAUUAAGAAACAAACGGUUGUAUACAUUUACAGUUAAGCAGAAAUACAUGUUUUUUUUUUACUGCGUCGGUGGCAAACAAGCAUACGGCCCGCCUGAUGUUAAGCAGCCUUAGCCAGAGGAGUUACAUGCGCGUUGCCGACCCUAACACUCCUCUCCCUCGAGCUCUGGCAACCUUACUCACCGGCAGGAACACAACACUAUUAGUAGGGUCUAGUGUUAUUUGGCUGCGGUUUUCUGUAAGGUGGAGGUACCUCCCCAGUUGGGCUCUGCUCUAGAUCUGGAAUGACAUCUGCUGUCCUGUGCCCUACCACACAAAGCGAGAUGUCAUUCACAGUGCCCAUACCUCUCUUUUGGACGUAGUUUAAGGACAUACCCGGGUACAAAUGAUAAUAUUUUUAUGUAGAUAGAUAUAUUGUUUAGGCAUUUAGGAUUGCAAUAAGUCCUAAUUUGUGCAGCAAUGUUAGUUUAUAUUUAAAUUUCGCCAAGUGGAUGAAAAAUAGAGCUGGAAGAAAAUUUGCGCAAUGACCCUAUGGAUAUUAUAAGUUAUACAAUAUAUAAUAGUAGUUAUGGGGGUAUAUUUUCUAUGUAAAAUUUGCUAUAGUUUUUGUCAAGUAUAGUACAUUUCUAUAUUACUUAUACGUAUUAUAGUACUAUUGAGGAGUGUCUUUUCAAAAGGGUUUAUUUCUCUAUGAAAUACCAAUGAGGAUAUAAUAAGAUAGAGCGGUACUGUCAUAGUAAAUUUUGUAACCACUGUAAAUUCACUGCCAUCUAUUGACAUACUUUAAAACUAAAAAUGAAGAUUUAUAAAAAUACGUUAAAAUGUAUUUAAAUAUGGAUAAAUGAUUUUUUUAUUUGCAUUAAUUAUUUUUAUAUGAUUUUGACCCAUGUUCUUUCACUGGUAUGCGUUAAAAUUAUAAAUAACAAACGAAACAGUCAACGCCCUCUAUACGAGAGUAGGCCAAAACUAGUGGUGCCAUCUGAUCGAGAAUUAAAUUUUCGUGAUUUUCGAGGCAUGUUUUUUCCUUAGACUGUAUCCAUCUAUUACGGAGUUAUAUCUAUCUUUGGAAAUACCAUACAAAAAUAAGCCUUGUGUGUCUUAUUUUUGUAUGGUUUUUCAUAGUGAAAUAAACCCUUUUGAAACGACACUCCUCUAUUAUCAAAGAGAAUUAAGUAGACAUAGUGCUCACUCCAAUCAUUAGUUUUGUUACCAAAAAGACUAUUAUUUCUGUAGUCGACAUCUAGCGUCAUGUAGCGGAAUUAUCAGUACCGCUACUCGACACUAGAUGUCACGUGUGUCGCGACUGACGAAAAGUGUAUUGCUCAACAAUUUACAACUAAUAUUACAAGCAGAAGGAGUUGAAAAUAGAGUUCCGGUUAUAAUAUUAGCUGAAAAUUGUUGAGCAUUAGACUUAGAUCGUCGCGACAUCUAUUGUCAACUAGCAGUACUGAUAAAUCCGCUACUUAACGCUAGAUGUCGACUACGAAAAUAACUCGUAAUUUUUGGACUUAUGGAGUUAGCACUCUUUCCUUACAUAUAUUUCUCUAUGGUGGAAACGCAGCCUAAACGUCAUACUUUCAUAUGAAUUUAACAUGGUGGCGCUUCCACACUCGUUUGCCAACACGGUGCUGAGUUUGUUUGCACUGAUUCGCUCUAUUUUAGAUUUUUCCCCAUAUUUAUUACUGAACUGUGAUGAUUUUUGUAUCAUACAUCACAUUAGCUAAUAGACCUAAAUUGAUAUGUAAUAUUAAUGUCCGCCAGAAAAACUUAAGAUAAAUUUUAAAAACCGUGUUGAAAUGUUGAAGAAUACGAGGCAGGCAAUCCUCUUUCAGCCAACAAAAAAAUUCAACAACUUAAACCAAUGUAAAAAUUAGUUGCAUAGUUCAUAUAUGUGGCUUUCCAUCAGAGAAGGGUCCUUAUGUUUCAUCUGUAAUAAGAACAUUUAUAUCAGAAUUUCUGUUGAAAUUUCAUAUAAAAAAAACCGGCCAAGUGCGAGUUGGACUGUAUUAUUUUAUUAUAUGUAUUUUUUAUGUGAAAUGUCUUUAAAAAACCCGUAGGGGUCGGAUUAAAAACUAAGUAAUUAAGUCCGACUCACGCUUGACUGCACAUUUCUAAUAGGUUUUCUGGUGAUCUAUAGGUAAAGAUCUAUCUUGUGUAUUUUUUUCGAAAUUUUUGACCCAGUAGUUUCGGAGAUAAAGGGGGGGGGGGGGAGGUAAUUUUUUGCCUAUUUUCUUGAAUAACUUCUAAACUAUUUAUCUUAAAAUUAUAAAAAAAAAAUAUUUGAGAUUCUCACAAUGAGCUCUUUCAUUUGAUAUGCAACACGAUAUAGUUUGACAAACUUUAUUUUUUAAUUUUCUCAUUUACCCCCCAAAAGUAGCCCCCCUGUUUAAAAUUAAUUUGUUUACGUUACAUGUCCAUCUUUGGGUCACAAACUUACAUAUGUGUACCAAAUUUCAACUUCAUUGGUCCAAUAGUUUCGGAGAAAAUAGGCUGUGACAGACGGACAGACAGACAGACGCACGAGUGAUCCUAUAAGGGUUCCGUUUUUUUCUUUUGAGGUACGGAACCCUAACUAAAUACACAUAUUCUUCUGUCAAACCACACAGUGGUUUGUUGACAGACGAGGCUCUUAUUGCACUUGAAGCUUAAGGUACCUUCUGUGAUAGAAAGCCACAUAUAUUCUCAAAAGCCUUUUAUAUGUUCCUCGAUUUAAUAUUCGCCUAAAAAAAUAAGUCGGUAUAUUUACUAUGAAGUUUUGGUGCGUAUAUUUUUGCCUUUUCAUUUGGUCUCUAACAAUUGUACAUUACAUAUUGUAUAGGUAUGUAUAGAUUAAUUGUAUAUGUAUAGGUUGUGUCCAUUUACUGUAGAAAUUAUGCUAAGAUGCAAAAUACUUCAAAAUAUUGUAGUAGAUGGCGCUGCAUGUUCCGUUUAUUUCUCUCUUCUCCUUCUUCCUGCCCUUAUCCCACGUUAUGUGGAGUCGGCACAUGUUUUUCUCUUCCAUUUUCCUCUAUCUUUCGUCACCUCAGCACUCACUCCUUUCUUUCUCAUGUCCCGUUUAUUUAUAUGAGGUAACUAAGUUGUCAACGCUAGUGGCCUAGCGGUAAGAGCGUGCGUGGCAACCCGGUGGUGGCGGGUUCAAACCCCGGCUCGUACCAAUUAGUUUUUCGGAACUUAUGUACGAAAUAUCAUUUGAUAUUUACCAGUCGCAUUUCGGUGAAGGAAAACAUCGUGAGGAAACCGGACUAAUCCCAUGGCAUAGUUUACCCUUUAAGUUUGAAGGCCAGAUGGCAGUCGCUUUCGUAAAAAAACUGCCUACGUCAAUUCUCGGGAUUAGUUGUCAAGUGGACCCCAGGCUCCCAAAAUGCAAAAUGCUCCUUAGCAAAAUGCCGGGAUAAUGCGAGGAAAAUUAUGAACUAAGUUGUCAAGCCAGUCACCGUAAAAACAUGGUUCCCUAUUGUGAUGCAGAAAGUUUUUUUUACAUAUUUUUGUAUUGCAUAAUGUUACUUGGCAGAAAUGUCGUUUGGCAGAAUUACCUUACGCAUAAUAUUACUUUGCAAAAUUUCUUUUUGCAUAAUAUUAUUUGGCAGAAAACCCUAAUCUAACCCACUUAGAAAAUUAUGCGAAAUGACUAUUAUGGCAAGUAUAUAUUUAUGCGAAAAUAUCAUUCGACUAUAAGUUUUCUGCGAUACGUGUUAUGCGAAGUGUAUUUCUGACAAAAACAUACAUCGCCAUCUUUCGGCUGUUAUUAUUACAGCAACAAUUAUAUUGCACUAUUUUACGCUUAGUAUUAGUUUGUCUGUUCUUUAGUAAGUGGACACAAAUGGGGCAUUUUCUAUGAAAAGGGACCUUAUUGUCGAUGGCGCUUACGCCGCACAGCGUCGCGCGGCAUUGUAUUUAUAUCGGAGCAUCGUUUAUAAUGGCGUAAGCGCCAUCGACAAUAAGGUCCCUUUUUAUAGGAAAUACCACAAAUAUAGUGCAUAAUAGCACUUCACGCAAAGCGUACAAAUUAUUGAAAGAAAUACAUUUAUUUUAAAGGA